UACCCGGAGCGGAGCGAGCCAGAAGGGAGCAUGGUCCCCGCGCCGCGGCCGCGCCAACCCCCGCGCCGCCGCCGCCGUACCCGUCGCCGCGGACCCAGCUGCAGCUCCGGCCCCGGCCCCGGCUCCGCAGCGUCCGCGCGCAGCCCCGGCGGCCGCCGCGCCUGAGCUCAGCCCCAGCCCCGCGGCCGCCGCGGCUGCGGGAGAGGGCGGGGGCGAUGCUGCCGGAGCCGCCGCCGCCGCCGCCGCCUCGGUGAGAGCCGCGCCGCGCCGCGCGUAGCCGCACAGGCUGACAGGCAGAAGGACUGACUUCCCUCUCCCGGGCAUCCUCCCUGGGCUGCCGGGAGGCGGCGGCGGAGGCGGGGAAGGAGAAGGAGAAGGCGGAGAGCAGGCACGCGCUGAGGUGGACCUGGAUCCGUUUCUCCGGGCCAGGACCCUAGCGGCCCCCGCCACCGCUGCCCGCCGGCGCCGUCCGCUGUCCAUCAGCCCUCCCGCGCCCACCCGCGACCCCCAGCUCUCUGCGCGUCGGGCCGGGGCCGGAGCCGCACGGCCGGAGACUGUCUGGCCUGGUGAUGCUCAAGCGGUGCUAAGUGUUGGUGGCCACCGAGACUUUUGCAUCCUGGGGACGAAUCCAGAGCUUGCCAGAGACGGACAGCGGAAGGUAGGUCUCUGCUCAGCUUACCUGGAAGUCCGGCCUCUGUUUCCUCCUGAGGAGCAGCCGCGGCUCACCAAGAUGUCCCGGCACCACAGCCGCUUCGAGAGAGAUUACCGCGUGGGCUGGGACCGCCGUGAGUGGAGUGCCAAUGGGACGCAUGCGACCACCAGCAUCUGCAGCGCCCCCGCCGGGGCUGGAGGCGGCACAGCCAGCAGCCUGAGCGCCCGGCCUGGCCUCCUGCCGCUGCCCGUGGUGCCCUCCCGGCUGCCCACGCCCGCCACGGCGCCCGCCCCCUGCACCACCGGCAGCAGCGAGGCCAUCACCAGCCUCGUGGCCAGCUCUGCCCCCACCGUCACCACCAAGGCCCCUGGCAUCUCCAAAGCUGACAAUCAGUCCCAGGGACUCACGACCAGCAUCCGGUGGGGGCAGACGCCCAUCAAUCAGUCCACGCCCUGGGACACUGAUGAGCCGCCCUCCAAACAGAUGAGGGAGAGCGACAAUCCAGGCACAGGGCCAUGGGUGACCACAGUGGCCGCCGGAAGCCAGCCCACCCUGAUUGCACACUCCUAUGGAGUGGCCCAGCCUCCCACCUUCAGCCCUGCUGUGAACGUCCAGGCCCCGGUCAUUGGGGUGACCCCCUCACUGCCUCCCCACGUGGGGCCCCAGCUCCCGCUGAUGCCCGGCCACUACUCGCUCCCACAGCCGCCCUCCCAGCCACUGAGCAGCGUGGUGGUCAACAUGCCUGCCCAGGCCCUGUAUGCCAGCCCGCAACCCCUGGCCGUGUCCACGCUGCCCGGAGUGGGGCAGGUGGCCCGCCCAGGACCCACUGCUGUGGGCAACGGCCACAUGGCAGGGCCCUUGCUGCCUCCACCACCGCCGGCCCAGCCGUCUGCUGCCCUCCCCAGCAAUGCCCCCACCACCAAUGGGCCCCCCACGACCGACUCAGCCCAGGGGCUGCAGAUGCUACGGACCAUUGGCGUGGGGAAGUAUGGGUUCACCGACCCCGGGCACCCCAAAGAAAUGUUGAAGGAAUUGAACCAGCAGCGCAGAGCGAAAGCGUUUACAGACCUGAAAAUUGUUGUUGAAGGCAGAGAGUUUGAAGUCCACCAAAAUGUUCUAGCUUCCUGCAGCUUGUAUUUCAAGGACCUGAUUCAAAGGUCGGUGCAAGACGGCAGCCAGUGCGGCCGGGAGAAGCUGGAGCUCGUCCUGUCCAACCUGCAGGCUGACGUCCUCGAGCUGCUGCUGGAGUUUGUCUACACUGGCUCCCUGGUCAUCGACUCAGCCAACGCCAAGACGCUGUUGGAGGCGGCCAGCAAGUUCCAGUUCCACACCUUCUGCAAAGUCUGCGUGUCCUUUCUUGAGAAGCAGCUGACGGCCAGCAACUGCCUGGGGGUGCUGGCCAUGGCCGAGGCCAUGCAGUGCAGCGAGCUCUACCACAUGGCCAAGGCCUUCGCGCUGCAGAUCUUCCCCGAGGUGGCGGCCCAGGAGGAGAUCCUCAGCAUCUCCAAGGACGACUUCAUUGCUUACAUCUCCAAUGACAGCCUCAACACCAAGGCCGAGGAGCUGGUAUACGAGACCGUCAUCAAGUGGAUCAAGAAGGACCCUGUGUCCCGAGCACAGCAUGCGGCAGAGCUCCUGGCCGUGGUCCGCCUCCCCUUCAUCCACCCCAGCUACCUGCUCAACGUUGUUGACAACGAGGAACUCAUCAAGUCAUCGGAAGCCUGUCGGGACCUGGUCAAUGAGGCCAAACGUUACCACAUGCUGCCCCAUGCCCGCCAGGAGAUGCAGACACCCCGAACCCGGCCCCGCCUCUCAGCAGGUGUGGCCGAGGUCAUCGUUUUGGUCGGGGGCCGUCAGAUGGUGGGGAUGACCCAGCGCUCCCUGGUGGCUGUUACCUGCUGGAACCCGCAGAACAACAAGUGGUACCCCCUGGCCUCACUGCCUUUCUAUGACCGCGAGUUCUUCAGUGUGGUGAGCGCCGGGGACAACAUCUACCUCUCAGGUGGGAUGGAAUCAGGGGUGACGCUGGCCGAUGUCUGGUGCUACAUGUCCCUGCUCGAUAACUGGAACCUCGUCUCCAGAAUGACUGUCCCCCGCUGCCGGCACAAUAGCCUUGUCUACGAUGGGAAGAUUUACACCCUCGGGGGACUUGGCGUGGCAGGCAACGUGGACCACGUGGAGAGGUACGACACCAUCACCAACCAGUGGGAGGCAGUGGCCCCUCUGCCCAAGGCAGUGCACUCUGCAGCAGCCACCGUGUGUGGCGGCAAGAUCUACGUAUUUGGGGGCGUGAACGAGGCAGGCCGAGCCGCGGGCGUCCUCCAGUCUUACAGCCCACAGACCAACACGUGGAGCUUCAUCGAGUCCCCAAUGAUCGACAACAAGUACGCCCCCGCCGUCACCCUCAACGGCUUCGUUUUCAUCCUGGGCGGGGCUUACGCCAGAGCCACUACCAUCUACGACCCUGAGAAAGGGAACAUCAAGGCGGGCCCCAACAUGAAUCACUCUCGCCAGUUCUGCAGUGCCGUGGUGCUUGAUGGCAAGAUUUAUGCAACCGGAGGCAUUGUGAGCAGUGAGGGACCUGCCCUGGGCAACAUGGAAGCCUAUGAACCCACAACCAACACAUGGACCCUCCUACCCCACAUGCCCUGCCCUGUGUUCAGACACGGUUGCGUCGUGAUAAAGAAAUAUAUUCAAAGCGGCUGACACUAGCAGAAAGCCCCCAAGGAGACUGUAGACGAGUCUGGGGAGGCAGAUGCUCCUCACAGUUCAAUUUUCCGCAGCCAAUAAGAGGCCGACAGACACAGUCAAGGAACUCACUGAGCUAAACAUUUUUGAUUACUCUCUACACUGAAUGUAGAAAAUCAUCCUUGCCUUUAGGGGACACGGGGGCACAGCACUCCGAGCAGCAGGAACCGCAACCACCGAGCCGGCGAGUGGGGCCUCGGGCUCCUGUGGAGAUGCUUGCUCUGAACAGGGGUGCUCACUCUGCCCGGUGCAAUAGUUUCACAUAUUUUUCAACUGGGAGAGAGAAGCUAUUUUUUCCUUCCUGCAGAGCAAGCUUGAUCCCUAAACAACCACAGAUCAGUUAUCCUAUGACAAUGUUAGGUGUCAGGCUCUCUUGGAAUAAGAUCAAAGUGUCCUUAUCACUUUGAUUCCUACUUUUGUUUUUAACCAAUCCACACUUUUCAGUGGCGGAGAGAAAAGAAGGGACAAUACUGUGCUGCACGAGGCCCAGGAGGCUGCGGGACCCCGCCAGGACGAGAAGUCCAGCCACCGUGCAGGGCCGGAUGUGGCCGGAGCCGCAUGGCAGGGCAGCUGGGGAGAGCUGUCUGUCCUCCGCGGGUGUUUCUAUCCUGUUUUUGCUGGAGAAGGACAAGAUGAUUGUGCUAGGUUUCUCUUAUCCGAUAUGAAUUAUUUAGAUUUCCGAGGCGUUUUCCUGAUAAAUAAAAGCCUAUUUUUAAGUAGUGAGAGGCCAUGAGAGGGAUAAUGCGCGAAUUCCCAAAGCUCUUUGCAGGUGGUGCCAGAGUGGGGCAUUUGCUCUAAUUUUUCUAUGUGCAGAAUAGAGGAUCUCUCCUGGGAGGAGUGGGGCGGUGAAUGCCCCCUUUUUAUUUUUGGAAAAAGUAACUCUCAGACAGCCCCAUAAAAGCUGUGCCUCAUGGAGGCACUGUCAGAGAAGGAAGAUUCUGGUCUAGGAGACCAGGUGUAGCUGGGACACCACUCCAGCCCCUCCAUGAGGUCAAGCUCCAGGCCGGGUGGGAAGGGAAGGAGGGACGGCGGGAGAAUAAAUGUCUGCAAAGCACAGGAGGUUAUUUUUGAUAUUUAUAGCGAUAUAUUAAGGCACCUGCCACAAGAACGCUCAGGAUGAGGAUGGCCUUUUUAGACGAGCCACGGCAGCCAAGGCCUGAGGGGCAUGAGCAAAAUCCCUCCUCUGGCAGCCUGUCAACCUGAGAAGGGGAAGCCGGGCAGAGGUGGCACCGUGGCUCACAAGAGAAAGGCUUCCUGCUGGUCCUCAGACCCUUAAACCUCAGCGGGGAUCAGUUCCCACGCCAGGGCAAGAAGGACGCUGCCGCCACUGCGCUGGUUAGUUGAAGUUGGUACCAAAUACACAUUUACCAUUUUUAUAUCUGGGAAGUCAACUUGCUGUCAUUUUGUGAUGAAAACCACUUAUAAGGAGACAAGGACAGGACAUGCUUUCCAUCUUUCAGUAUUUGAUGACACAAAAUUCUACUUCUGAUGUCCAACUUCUAGCAUUACAAGUGUGGCUCCCACUUGGACAAGAUACAGAGCUUCGUUAUGCAGUUUUUAAUAUUAUUUAUUCUUUUAAAAAGUAAUAAGCACAAAACUACAUACGUUGUAUGUCAUUUAAAGUAUUUAUGUCAAACAGGGUGCAAGUGUGAACCCAAGGACUGGAGCACAAAUUCCUAACUGCCUGGGGCAGGGCUAAUGUUAGUGUUGGUGUGCGUCUGCCUCCAAAGGAGGUGUUAGUGUUCAGCAAGACUCAACACAGAUGACAUUGAAAUUCCGUUUCUCUCCUCAUCUACCACACUGGAGCAAAACUGGCUAUUUCUGUGAAUGAUAUAAAACAGGGUUCUCUGUAAUGGUAUUGUACAUAGUAUAUGUUUAUUGUUAAGUUCUUGUUAUAUUAUAAUAAAUAUAUUUAUAGAUCUAGA
Messenger RNA from Manis pentadactyla (Chinese pangolin), 5325 nucleotides. It is a transcript of the gene KLHL29, whose product is annotated as kelch like family member 29. The record is from RefSeq and is a predicted model, not a curated record. Lineage: Eukaryota; Metazoa; Chordata; Mammalia; Pholidota; Manidae. The coding region runs from base 731 to 3358 and encodes 875 amino acids. Gene Ontology annotation, molecular function: protein binding. The transcript has 14 exons.